AUGGAUGCAGUGCACAACCAUGGAAGUAAAAACCACGCGAAAACAUUUCUAGAGGCUGAAAAUAUAGAGGAAGACGAUGAGUCGGUUCUUCUUAGUCAAGGAAAAAUUUCUAGCAAUGAAGAAGAUAGAUUUGCUGAGUCUUCUGAUUCAUCUUCUCAUGACCUCGAAUUGGGUUUCAGAGGGGAGCCAAAAAUGGAACAAAAAGUGAUUCUUGAGCCUUCACCAUCUAUUCCCGAGCCCGAUUGCAUGGUUGAUGGGCAUGGCUAUGAAGGGCUCAUGCUCUUGCGGUCAGUUCACUCUGAUUCGGUUCAAGCACCAGGCGUUUCUCUCUUACCCCCUGGGCCUUCUGAUACCCAAGGUUUCUCAAGUGUGUCUAAAACAAAGUCUCAAACACCCAUGGAAUGGAGUGUGGCCUCGAAUGAAUCUUUAUUUAGUUUUCAUGUUGGAAAUUCUAGCAUCCUGAGAGACCAUGUUUUCCUGCUUGAAAGUCGGGAGCUCACUAAUUUCUCAAAUAGCCCUCCUUUGGGGUCUCGUCCUAUACCGUUUGUAGUGGGGUCUGAUGCCAGAGAGGUGGAAGACGAGCAUGAUUUGGGAACUGAGGUUAGCACUGAUGAUAAGGACGAUGCUCAAAUUUUGCUUGAGGUUAGCACUGAUGAUAUGGAGGAUGCUCGAAUUUUGCUUGAGGUUUACGUCUCCUGA
This is a messenger RNA of Amborella trichopoda, 699 nucleotides long. Lineage: Eukaryota; Viridiplantae; Streptophyta; Magnoliopsida; Amborellales; Amborellaceae. The record is from RefSeq and is a predicted model, not a curated record.